This is a messenger RNA of Cryptosporidium ubiquitum, 1365 nucleotides long. RefSeq lists its product as uncharacterized. NCBI's taxonomy places the organism in Eukaryota, Apicomplexa, Conoidasida, Eucoccidiorida, Cryptosporidiidae. Bases 1 to 1365 code for a protein of 454 amino acids. The record is from RefSeq and is a predicted model, not a curated record. The transcript has a single exon.
AUGAAAUUGUUCUACAAUCGGAAGAUUUCAAAAUUUUCUCUUCUUUUGCUUUAUCUAUUGUUUGGAUGGGGAAUUCUGGGUUCUUUACAGGAAAAUAGUGUUAAAUUCUCAGAAAAUAUUUUAAAGGUUUGUAGAGAUUAUCGGAGAUUGAAGCAGGAACAACAAAUGUUGUUAUUAACUUGGAUAAAUGAGAUUUUGGAAAACAAAUCAAUUGCAUUUAAUAUACGUUAUAAUUUGAAAAAAUGUAAGAAAUCUUUACGUGAUAGUUUGAACAAAAAAGAUUCGAUAAGGGAUAGACUGGUUAAAUUUUUUUUUGAAAGAAGAAUAAAGGACUAUGAAGAAGAGUGUAGACAACUCACCAAAGCAAAAGAUCCAUUAAAAAUUGGGAAAGAAGAACUCGAGGAACUCCAAAGGUUUACUGAGGAAGCUAAUACAGAUUCUGAAUCAAAACAAAACAAUUACUAUCCUCAAAGAUUCGAAAAUGGCAUUUAUAAUAAUUUUUUGAGUAAUUCCAAUACGAUAGAAAACUUCAUAUUCGAUUUACUGAAUAAUCAACCCCAAAGCUCCGAACCUAAUGAAACUUCGGAGAUAAUCAAUUAUAUUUUGCCUUAUGAUUCAUAUAGUAAUUACCUUAACGAUGAUGGAAUUCCAAUAAUUAUGGAAACAGAAAAUUUCAUAUUGAAACAUGAUUCUCUUUUGCUCUUAGUUCCAUUAAAAGUUCCUAUGCAUAUGAAUUAUGUGAGAAUGCCAUUACCAGAGUUAGAACCACAGCCAGAAGAUAUUCAGAUAGAUUAUUCUAUUACUUUAAUGAAAGAUCCAAUUAUAGCAAUUAAUAGAAUAUACAAAGAUGAAUCAGAGCAUAGCACUAAAAGCUUAAAUUCCGCGGCUGAAAAUGAGAUUGUCGACGAGAAAUUGGAUAUACUUGAUUUCUCUGAAUCUUCUGAUAUAAUUUCAGAAUCAGAAUUCACCGAUUUUGGGUCCCUCAACCUACAUAGCGUAGUAAACGAAAAAAACAAAAAGAGAAGACGUAAAACUGAGUCAAUAUUAGAUGGGCUAAAUAGAUCAGAUGAGAGAGAUGGUAUAAAUUUUGGAAGCCAAGAGUCGGCCCUAAACGAAUUGGCUAUUAAUGUAGGCCUCCGACCAACUUCGGAUCAAGAUACUGUAAGCUCAGAUAACAGCGAAUACACAGGACCAGAAAGUGAAUCUUCAGGAACUGAAGAGUAUGGAUCUCAAAGUGAGAGUGCCAGUACAGACAGAGAUUAUGAAGAUGAUCAGGACAGCUUCCAAGAGUCUGCAAAUGAUAGCAGUAUCUCAGAAAGUCAAGAUAGUUCUAUCCAAUACGACAGAGAUUACGAAAGUGAAUAA